AAAACCACCAUUUCAUACGCCUCAAGCCUCUUUCUCCAGAGAUGUUAGUGCAAAUGGAAUAGAAUUUGUGACUUAACGGUUGCGUGCGGCGUGUGCGUGCGAGGCCGGUUUUACCGGCAGUGCUUUGGACAGCAUCACCGUGGGGCCUUGCUUGCCCCGGGAGACGUGGACCUAAGCGGGGCGGGGCGGUCCGGGAGGAAGCGGGGCUCCGGCUGUGUCAGCGCAGGGCGUGAGGACUGCCGGCUCCACCAUGUCCAAGGUCUCCUUUAAGAUCACGCUGACGUCGGACCCGCGGCUGCCUUAUAAAGUGCUCAGUGUUCCUGAAAGCACACCUUUCACAGCAGUCUUAAAGUUUGCGGCAGAAGAAUUUAAAGUUCCGGCAGCAACAAGUGCAAUAAUAACCAAUGAUGGAAUAGGAAUAAAUCCUGCACAAACUGCUGGAAACGUUUUCCUAAAGCAUGGUUCAGAGCUGAGAAUCAUUCCUAGAGAUCGUGUUGGACGUUGUUAAUAUCUGCUACUUGGAAUGUGCGAUUGCCUUUCAGAAUAAAUAUGGAUAUUGUUGUAAAAUCAAGACCAGACCUUUGAAUACUGUGGAAACAGCAGUAGUUGAUGAGAUGGUGAAAGGUGGCUGUCUCUUCUUGCUCACUCUCCUUACACGAAGAGAGAGUGAGUUCUUUUGACUUGAGGGUACAAUUGCCAUAGAAGAUCAAUCUUUCUUUGCUACCUCACAACAUACACAGGUAGUUCAUUUGGGAUAAAUGAAUUAUCCACUGUUUUUAUAAUUGUAGAAUGCUUCUGAUAAUUAUUUUGGAGAACAUUUUAAAAUGUAAAGGGACUGGAAUAUUUGUUAGAAAAUAUAAAGAAUUAUGUAUCCUACAUGGCAGUUUGAUGUAUUGAUUGUUGAUAAGAAGUUGAAUUCUUAAUUAUGUACAUUUUCUAAUAAAAAUAUUAUUAGACAGACAUAAUGGGUACUUGACUGUUUAAAGUUUUAUCAUUAGGCUUCAAAUUUCAGCAUUCAUCCAAUUUUUGAUUCAGUAUAAAAAGUAAUUACAUUUUUGAUCUAGCACUAUAAAAUUGUUAACCGCAGCAAAAGAUGUUAACUAUGAACUCCAGUACAUGUUAUGGUGAGAAUUGAAAGUAAAGCAGAAGUAUCCUUUGCUGAGUUACGAGUCCCUUUGUUAAUCUUGUUUAAUCACAAUCCAGAAAAGAGGAAUUCUCAAAGAAAAAUUGUCUUUUUUGAGGAUAUUGUUUCUAAAUAGUGUUCAGGUAAAGACAACUGUUGGGGGGGGCACUGAAUUUCAAAAGAAAGCUUAAGGAAAUGCUAAUUAACUGUCUAAUUAAUGAAGACUCAACACUUAAGUCAUUAUUAAAGAAUAGUUACAGAACCGAAGCGAUAGUACAGUGCAUAGGGCACUUGCUUUGCAUGCUGUUGACCUGUGUUCAAUCCCUCGCAUCCCAUAUGGUCACCUGAACACAGAGCCAUUAGUAACUCCUGAGCACUGCUGGAUGUGAUCCCAAGACAAAAUUUUAGAAAAGGAAUAAUUAAAAUAUUGUAUUAGAAAUACAGGACUGGGUUGAUGGAGAACAAGAAAGAAAUGAAAAAGUGAAGAACAAAGUUACAGCAAAAUGUCACAGUAAAAGUAAAAGCCAAUACAGUACAUAAAAUUGCAGAGGGCUUUUGGGAAUACAAUAUUUAACAUAGAUAUAUAGAGCAGAAGAUUAUUGGUGAAAACCAAAGUUUUAGGCAUUUCAAACAAAGAUAUCACAGUGAUCCAGAACCAGUGCACGCCCUGCUUCAUGCCUCUAGGCAGACCUGUGUUGGUCUCGAUCUUUCUAGAUCUAAAGAAUAAUAACUUUUCAAUAUCUAGUGUGGAUUAUUUGUGAAUAAGGUAUCUUUUGUAAUAAGUAUUUACCCAAGUGUGUUGCAAUAGCCUCCCUUCCAUAAUUACUAAGUACUGAUAAAAAAUUGGCAGGGACAUGGGUUAAAGAGGGAAUAUACUAAAGAGAAUCAUUAUCUGAAGGUGACAUUGGUAGCUAUGUUUAAAAAAUUAACCAGGGGGUUGGAAUGAUAGUACAAUGGAUAGGGCAUUUAAAUACGGUUAACCCGGGUUCAAUUCCUGGCUCCAGUAUGGUCCCCCAAGCACUGCCAGAAGUAGUUCCUGUGUGCAGAGCUAGGAGUAACCCCUGAGCAUCGCAGGGUAGCGUGGUAGCACUGUCAUCCCGUUGUUCAUCAAUUUGCUCGAGCAGGCACCAUAUAACAUCUCCAUUGUGAGACUUGCCAAUAUGCCAAAAACAGUAACAAGUCUCACAAUGGAGCAUCGCAUGGUGUGAUGCAAAAAGCCAAAAAAAAAAUAAGUAGAUGUACUUCAGUUUGACAGGAAACAGCUGGAUUCUGAACUUGAAAGGAAAAAUAAUGGUUGAGAUAGGAAAAAUACACUAUUGAUAUAUAGGGGAAAUUAUAUUUUUAUACACAAUUUUAUGUUUGAAUCCCUGGUGUUUAACAAUAUUAAGUUUCAUCCAAAUGAAUGCCUAUUCCCUGAAAUUUUUAUUUAGGUUUCUCUCAUUCUAUUGCUCUCACAAACCCUGUUUCAUUUCAAAAAAGGUCAUUUUGUCCAAUAUCAUGUAAUUUGUAUAAUUUUUUUUCAGUGUUUGAAAAAUGUUUUGUAUUUCUCAAAAACAUUUCUUAACCCAGACAUUUUGUUUUUAAGUGUAAUCUGUAAAUUCUUUGUGCAGAACAUUUUAAAGUAUUGAAAUGCAUGACUGAGCACAUAGUUAACAUCGUAUGAAAAUACAUUUUUGUUGCACAAUAAUUGUUAUGUCUCCUUUUUUAUUGGAGUUCUUUGCACACUUGAGUCAAUGUUCAACAAAUGUAGUACAAAAGUGAAAAGAGGGAAUGCAAAGAUGAUGAAUGAUUGUGGAUGAUCAUAGAAAUGAGCUAAUUUCAAAUGCCAGUUUAUAUUACAAAAAUAUAAAGGUUGUAUCAAUUGUACAGACUAGUAUUUCCUGAACCUGGGUAAUUAUCAGUAAAACCUACAGAAAAAAAAACCACAUAAUUUUAGAAACCACCCUUCAAGUAUGUCUCAUUAAGUCUAUAACAGCGUAUGUGAUCUCUGUUUAGAAAAAGCAUUUCAUUUUGUAGCUGUAUUUGAGAAUUAAUAAAACCAACUUGUUUACUUUGUAGA
Molecule: messenger RNA, 3182 nt
Organism: Sorex araneus (European shrew)
Lineage: Eukaryota; Metazoa; Chordata; Mammalia; Eulipotyphla; Soricidae
Gene: UFM1
Product: ubiquitin fold modifier 1
Exons: 6
Coding region: 251-508 (85 amino acids)
Biological process (GO): protein K69-linked ufmylation
Cellular component (GO): cytoplasm; nucleus
Source: RefSeq, a predicted model, not a curated record